AUGCAGCAGAUAGAUGGAUUCUGGUACCUCGACUCCUUCAUGGAAUCCAUAGCCGCAUUCAGGUCAGAAUUCCAGCCGAGAACCGACGACGUUGUUCUCUUGACUUCCGUCCCCAAAACCGGAACCACAUGGCUCAUAGCUCUCUGUCACAGCAUCCUUCACCGCGACGACAAAGAAGAAGAAGAAGACAGUUUGACGAAGAUGACACCCCACGAGUUGGUUCCAACCAUCGACAUGUUCUACCUCGGCGACCAAGUCCAAGACAGCCCACGUUUGCUCCACACUCAUCUGCCUUACAGCUGCCUGCCUGAGGCCGUGAGGAGCUCCGGAUCGUCGUGCAAGCUCGUCCACGUGGCACGAAACCCGAAGGACACCGUGGUGUCGAUGUGGCAUUUCUACAACAAAAUCUUCGAGAGCGAAACGGGGCCCGAUGUCACGAUGGAGAGAGCAGUGGAGGGGUUCUGCGGUGGGGUCAUCCCGUACGGGCCAUUUUACAAACACGUGGUGGAGUACUGGGAAGAGAGCAGGAGGCGGCCCGAGAAGGUGUUGUUUCUCGAGUACGAGGAGCUGUGCAGAGAGCCCAAGGAGCAGGUCAGGAGGCUGGCUUCGUUUCUCAGGAAGCCUUUCGGUUUGGAUGAAGAUAAUGGAGAUGCAGAGGUGGAGAAGGUGUUGUGGCGGAGCAGUUUGAACAGGCUCAAGGAGUUGGAGGUUAAUAAGAGUGACGAGGGUUUGGAGCUAGCACCCAUCAUACCCAAAAGCUCCUUCUUCAGGAAAGGAACCGUGGGGGGCUGGAAGAACUACUUAACGCCCCAAAUGGCUCAUCGCAUUGACCUACUCACUGAGCAAAAGUUGCAGGGUACCGGACUCUCUCUUGAUGAUUUCUAA
Messenger RNA from Linum tenue, 885 nucleotides. NCBI's taxonomy places the organism in Eukaryota, Viridiplantae, Streptophyta, Magnoliopsida, Malpighiales, Linaceae. The record is from the annotation of a GenBank genome assembly.